Molecule: messenger RNA, 2505 nt
Organism: Purpureocillium takamizusanense
Lineage: Eukaryota; Fungi; Ascomycota; Sordariomycetes; Hypocreales; Ophiocordycipitaceae
Exons: 5
Coding region: 1-2505 (834 amino acids)
Biological process (GO): DNA-templated transcription; regulation of DNA-templated transcription
Molecular function (GO): DNA binding; DNA-binding transcription factor activity, RNA polymerase II-specific; zinc ion binding
Source: RefSeq, a predicted model, not a curated record
AUGCGAGCGAGCGAGCGACUUGGCCAGAUCAAAUGCAACAACGUGCGUCCCGUCUGCGCAAACUGCACCACCUACGAGCAGGAGUGCAUAUACGAGCCCAUCUCCGACACGGCAAAGGUCGCCGGACGGGCGCGCCAUCUCCGUAGCAAGAACAGCAGGCCGAGGUUGGGCGGCGCGUCCCGAAAGGCGUCAUCGUCAUCAUCGCAGGCUGCCGCUCUGACGGCGGCGGUCAGCCCAGCUACUGCUACUGCUGUGUCGUCGUCGUCGACGCGGGAGGAUGAGCGCGAGAGCCCCCGCGUCGACGGCGGUAGUGAAGAGGAUGCGCCGCCUCGUGCUGGCGCCGCCGGGAGCCUGAAAGAUGCUUCGCAGGAGGCAUCGCGGGCGCCGACGGCCGAAGAGGUCCGCGUCGCCAGGAUCCUCGUGUCGGCCAACGGCGUGUCCAGCUAUCACGGUCGCACGAGCACCCUCUUCGAGGACAGCAAUCCCCCGGACCGUCCUGCCGGCGGCGACUGCCGGCCUCGCAUGUCUGACGACUGGGUGGAGCGUGGUCUCGUCGCCGAAGCCGUCCGCCAGUGCCAACUCGAGGAGCUCAACUACCGCGAGGGCAAACUCGACUUUGACGGCGUCGAGCCCGAGCUGGGCAUGCACCUCCUGUCGCUGCAUUGGAACAGGCAGCACCAUUCCUUCCUGCUCACCCACCGCCCGGCCUUUAUGCGCGACAUGGCCUGCAACGGGACCUACUUUUCCAAGCUCCUGCUCAACGCCAUCUACUUUGGGGCCAGCAAGUUCUCGCCGCGCCUCGAGGUCCGCCGCGACGCGGGAGACGUGCGCACCGCGGGGUGGCGCUUCCGCGAGCGCGUCAGGGAACUGCUGGGCGGCUCGCUGGACCGCAGCGACGUGACGACCAUCCAGGCCCUGCUCGUCAUGACCAACUCGCUCUUUGCGCUGGGCGAUGAGCGCAGCGCCGCGUGGCUGUACUCGGGGCUGGCCUUUCGCAUGCUCAUUGACCUGGGCAUGCAUGUCGACCUAUCUACGACGGGUCGUUUUUCCGACGAGGACCUCGAGAUUCGCCGGCGAGUCUUUUGGGGCGCGUUUGUCGUGGACAAGGUGCAAAGCCUCUAUCAGGGCCGUCCCGUCAGCCUCAAGGAAAACGACGCCCUGGUGCCCAUCAAAUUCCUCGACAGCUACGAGGAGCUCGAGCACUGGCAGCCCUUUGCCUAUUCCACCGCGGCGGGAUCCGACUAUCCCGGCUCGCCGGCGUACAGCAUAUCCACCUUUACGUGUCUCUGCAGGCUGUCCCUCGUUAUGAGCGACAUUCUGAGCUGCAUCUACACGGAGCGAAGCUUUUCCCAGAGCCCGGCUGAGCUGUCCACCAUGCUGGGGAGGCUGCAGCGUAGGCUCUGCGCGUGGAGGAGCUCGCUGCCUGCCCACGUGCGGUUCGACCCGAGCAGGCGCCCGACAACGGACGCAAAGGCCGUCCCUCCACCGCCGCCGCCGCCGCACGUAUUCAGCUUGCAUGCCAUGUACCAUGUGCUCGUCAUACUACUGCACCGGCCCUUUGUGGCGGACGGUCAUCUAUACAGCACGUCGCGAUCCAUCUCCGUCGAGUCCUUCAUCAAGUGCGCUUCCGCGGCUUCCAGCAUUGUCUUGCUCUUGCGCGCGUACCACUGCGCCUUCUCCGUGCAGCGAGCGCCGUACCUCAUCUCCUACGCCACGUACGUGGCGGCGACGAUACACUCGCGCAUUGCGGCCAAGCGCGGGCACGAGUCGACGGCGUACAGCAGCCUGGCGACGUGUCUCGCCGUCUUUCAGAUCAACCAGGAGACGAACCCGGCCGUGCGGAAAGCGACGCUGAUUGUGCGGAGCCUCAUGAAGAAGCUCGGCGUUGUCAUUGACACCAUUCCCGGCGAUGCGCUGGACAUGGUGGUGGAUCAGACCGGUGGUGGCGCGAGUGGCCAGGCGGCAGAGUCUGACGACGACUUGGACAACCGGGGACAGGAGGUGGCUCUAGGCGCUGAGCUGGAGAGCAACGUCGGACGGCAACAUGACGGCGGCGACGAAACGGCCGUUGCUGCGACGCGGGAUGGAGUUGUCAGCUCCUCGCCCACGUCUGAGUGGGUGGAUGUGGAUGGCAUCAUACAGAGCUUCCUCCAGGAGGGCGACGCGACUGCAACCCGAUAUGCCAUGAUGGAUGCUAAUCAUCAUCAGCUCCCGCCGGCGGCUUCGUGGUCCACCACACAGCGGACUCCCACGGCCGGACUAGAAGAGCAGCAGCAGCAGCAGGACCUCGGGCCAGGACCGAGCCAGUACGAGCCGAAUACCGGAAUAGCCCCGACCUCGCUGCCCGUGCCCGACACCGGGUACAACAACAACAACGCUGCCGUGGCUAGCUAUGCUUGGCAGACAAACUGGAGGGCGUCAAAUAACGAGCCUGGUUUGCUGGAAGAUCCACUGUUCGGCUUCAACAGCGCGUCGUUGGGCAACAUGGCCUUUACGGGUUGGUGA